AUCUGCCAGCGUCCGUGCGGCAGCAGCUGCAGCAGGAGGGACUGUUCAACCUCACCAAGUACGAGCAGCGCCUUGACUACUCCUACUGGCCUGCAGACCACGUGCUGAAGAAGCUGCUGCCGCCAGGGGUGGAGGUGCCCACGGCAUUCGAGACUGUCGGCCACAUUGCGCACGUCAACCUGCGGGAUGAGCUGCUGCCGUACCGCUUCGUCAUUGGGAAGGUGCUGCUGGAGAAGAACGCCCCGCUGAUCCGAGCGGUGGUGAACAAGAGCGGAAUAAUCGAGAACGAGUUCCGAGUACCAACCCUCGAGCUCAUCGCAGGGCAGGGCUCGUCCACCCACCUCGAGACCUCCGUGCGGCAGCACGGCGCCACAUUCCACCUGGACUACGCGCGCGUGUACUGGAACUCGCGCCUGGAGCACGAGCACAAGCGCCUGGUAGACGCGUUCUUUAAAAGGGGAGAUGUGGUGGUUGACAUGUUUGCUGGCGUGGGGCCGUUUGCUGUACCGGCUGCCAAGGCGGGGUGUGCUGUGCUGGCGAAUGAUUUGAAUCCGGCCAGUGUGGAGUAUUUGGAAAGGAAUGUGAGGGUGAAUGGGCUGGAGCGGCGGGUGAGGGCGUAUAACGAGGAUGCAAGGGUGUUUGUGAGGGGGGUUCUGAAGCCGCCGGAAGAGAGGGGAGGGGAGAUGGUGGCGAGAGGGGUGGAAGGCGGUUUGGAGGAUGGGAAGGAGGGGAAGAAGGAGGCGGGUGGGGAGGAGGGAGGGAAGGAGCAGGAGGGUGGGGAGAAUGGGGAGAGGGAGCAGCAGAGAGCAGCCGCGAGGGGGGUAAAGAGAGAAAGAGGCGAUGGGAGAGAGGAGGGGGAGCAGCAGGAAGGGGAGGGGAUGGAGGUGGAGGAUGUAGGGGGCGAGCAGAGAGUGACAGAGGGGAGCACAAGUGCGGGGCAAGGGGAGGCAGAGGCUGCGAGGGGAGGGGAUGAAGAGGUUAGAGGAGGCGCACAAGGGCAGGAGGCGAGAGCAGGUGGUGGGGCCCACGGGAGUGUGGCGCCGUGGCGGCAUGUGGACCACGUGGUCAUGAACCUGCCUGCCUCCGCCAUCACAUUCCUGGGUGCGCUCCUCAUUCCUUCCCUGCCGUGA
Molecule: messenger RNA, 1130 nt
Organism: Closterium sp. Yama58-4
Lineage: Eukaryota; Viridiplantae; Streptophyta; Zygnematophyceae; Desmidiales; Closteriaceae
Source: the annotation of a GenBank genome assembly